Messenger RNA from Drosophila arizonae, 1404 nucleotides. It is a transcript of the gene Shawn, whose product is annotated as shawn. The record is from RefSeq and is a predicted model, not a curated record. Lineage: Eukaryota; Metazoa; Arthropoda; Insecta; Diptera; Drosophilidae. Gene Ontology annotation, biological process: mitochondrial transmembrane transport. Gene Ontology annotation, cellular component: mitochondrion.
AGCAAAAGUUUCAAAAAGUUUCGAUGGAGGCUAAAAGUGGAACACCGGCAAAUCCGUCGCAAUUUAAGAUGACAGAUCCCAGAUUUCGUAUACGUCCAAUGCAGCAGGUUGUAUCCGCAUGCACAGGUGCCAUGAUUACCGCCUGCUUCAUGACACCUUUGGACGUCAUCAAGACCCGCUUGCAGGCCCAGCAGUCGGCGCUGCUAUCCAAUAAGUGCUUUCUCUAUUGCAAUGGUCUCAUGGAUCACAUAUGUCCUUGUGGCCCCAAUACGCCUACGCCGACUGCAGCGACUGCAUUUAAUAAAGUAUCACCUGCCUCCGCCUCCUCAUCCUCCCACUUUACAGGCACCAUAGAUGCAUUCAUCAAAAUCAGUCGCGCCGAAGGCAUUGGCUCGCUCUGGUCAGGCCUUAGUCCAACUCUUAUCUCUGCGCUACCUUCGACCAUUAUCUAUUUUGUUGCAUAUGAACAACUUAAAGCACGCUUUAUCGAUAUGCACUACAAGUACCUGUCCCCUGUACAAACAACAACCUAUACCCGGAACAUUCCAAUGCUGGUUCCAAUGAUGGCGGGCGUUACGGCUCGCAUAUUAGCGGUGACCGUUGUCAGCCCCAUCGAGAUGAUACGCACUAAGAUGCAGUCCCAGAAAAUGACAAACGCUGAGAUGUUGGGCUCCAUACGUCAGGUCCUGCAGUCGCAAGGUGUGCUCGGACUGUGGCGAGGACUGCCGCCCACUAUCUUGAGGGAUGUUCCUUUCUCUGGCAUCUAUUGGACAUGUUACGAGUAUCUUAAGAGUAGUUUUAAUGUCGUCGAACCAACGUUUGGCUUUAGUUUUUUAGCGGGUGCUAUUUCGGGAUCGGUAGCUGCAACGGUCACAACACCUUUUGAUGUCAUAAAGACGCACGAACAAAUCGAAUUUGGUGAGAAAUUCAUAUUUACAGAUAAUCCACCCAAGAAUGUGCCAAUAACGAGCAACAAAUCAGUAAUGAACCGUUUGGCGAGCAUUUAUCGUUUAAAUGGAUUGCGUGGGGUCUUUGCGGGACUUGGCCCACGUCUAUUCAAAGUCGCGCCAGCCUGUGCGAUCAUGAUAUCGACAUUUGAAUAUAGCAAGGCGUUCUUCUAUCACUAUAAUGUGAAUCAACACAAUCAGUCUAUGAGUCUGCCGGUGACAACUCGUGACAACAAUACAGAUUUAUCAGAGGAGAAUACGGCCCCAACUUACGAUUCGAGUAGGAAGAAUUGAAUUUGGGGCUAUCCAAGUUGCUCUCCCAUGUGUCUGUAAAUAUGUAAAUUAAUACCAAAGUUGAAAAAAAAAGAAACAAAACGCUGGGAAACAACAAAUUGCACAACUUGCGAUUUUGUAUGACUUUGUAAAAUUGCUGAGUGAAAUAAAUUUUUUUUUUAAU